CUUUUACCUGAUUUACGGCAAUCAAGCGUCAGUUCGCACUGCGAAGAACAGGAACUGGUGCGAUUUGGGGGGUAAUGGAGGUCCAGCAAACCCUGACCAGGAAAAGGGCUGCUGAAUAUGCGACAAAGUGAAAUUAAGACAAGAAAAGGCUAUUAUGGAUGACGCAAAGAUUGUUAAAAUGUGAGAUAAGUAGAAUGUGCCUUGUUUCGCAGUCUGGCGAGCUAGCUAGGAAACCUGCUGAAGUCUGUUUAUUUUGCGUGUAUUUGAAGCUGGACUCUCCGCUUUCAUUAUAUAGAGCAGCAUAAUAUUUCCUUGAAAGUCAAGUGGGCAGAAUAAUGUAAUUUUAUUCUAUUCCAUUGCAGUGUACGCCUUUUUAUCAAAAGCUGAUUGGUUUAAUUAUGGUAGCUAGACUAGCAACAGUAAAGAAAGUCGUCAGUAAAAGGUAUUUUUGUGCAACUAAUUAGCUAUGAGUUUUCCGCUGGAAACUGUAAAUGCACUUGCCAUUUUAAACAUUUCUGGCUAAUUUUUGGUGGUAAGAUUCCCAGUUCUCUGAUAUUGCCUCCGUGAAACACAACGCAAGGAAAGGCACAGGGCGUUUUUUGUAACUUCUGCAUGUUGAAUAUAUUAAAAUGUGGCUUCAGCAGAGAUUAAAGGGCCUGCCGGGAUUGCUGUCUAGUAGUUGGGCCAGGAGGAUUCUUAUAGGCGUGCUUCUGUUCCUUGUUUUUUAUUGGUAUCUUAGCUCAGAUGGCAUUUUGAAAUUUUUGAGUCACUCAGGGGAACUAGGGGGUGCAACAGGACUCUGUCUCCAUGCGGCCAUGCAGAGUUGGAAACCGCAUGUUGACUGGGGUGAUGGUGUUGUCAUCGGCCCCCAGAGUAAAACCCCUGUACCAGCCGUGGUUGGUAAUGGACACUUCUUGGUAGACAUAGACGCUAACAGGCUGUGGGUGGCCUCAUCCUCUCAGGCCAGCUCAGUUCCAGUUCACCAGACCGAAUAUUCUCCCAUGGUCACACUGGAUGUGCCGGGAAAGAGGGCAGAAGCACAUUCUGGGGUCAUCCUAUUCAACAAGGGCUCCAUGGUGUCCGUCCACUGCGUUUCCGUGUUGGCCCGGGAGUGCAUCACCAUCACAGAGGAGCUCGUUGCUCACCGGAGCCGGCCGAAUGUGUUCCUCCAAAGGAUCCGCAUCGUCAAUCCGUCUGAACGGACGGUUAACAUUGACGUGUCGUCCGUGUCACCUUCGUACGGGAGCAAGUUCUCCUCCAGCGUGGAGAAGACCGAGGAACGGGAGUUCAUCCUGUCCUUUGGCAAGGUGAUGACGGAGAAAAACCACAUUGUGCUUGUGGUUGUGGCCAUCAAGAAGCUUCCCGGCCGUCUGCAGCUGGCAGGAAAGUCAGAGUACGUGGAGAACGUGCUGUCAGCGGUCUACACCUCAGAGCCCAUCGAGUCCUCCAAGGUGGAGGAAGCGUUCACAAAGCUUCGAGAUGCGGCGAAGAAAGAGAUGAGUGAGCUACUGAGAGCCAAUGUGGAAGACCUCAUACAGGAACACAGACAGGCCUGGACGGACCUCUUCAUAUCUGGCAUCGAAAUGCGAAAGAUCACCGACUCGCACACGCCCUCCAGCAGCACCGUGAACAGCACCCUCUACUACGUCCUGUCUGCCUCUUCAGCGCCCCUGCUGGACAGGAGGAUCAGUGCAGAGGAGCAUGAGAAGUUGGAGUCCAGUCUGAACUACGCAGACCACUGCUUCAGCGGCCACGCCACCAUGCACGCGGAGAACCUGUGGCCGGAACGUGUCAGUAGUGUGGCGCAGGUGCUGCAGCUGGUGACGCUCUGGAACCUGACGCUGCAGAAGCGCGGCUGCAAGGCGCUGGUGGCGGCGGGGGCGCACGGCGUCAUGCAGGCUGUGGUGCUCAGCUUCGGCGGCCUGCAGUUCACGGAGAACCACCUGCAGUUCCAGGCGGAUCCCGACGUUCUACACAACAGCUACGCCCUGCGCGGCAUCCACUAUAACAAGGACCUGAUCAAUCUGGCCGUGCUGCUGGAUGCCGAGGCCAAACCGUUCCUGCACGUGUCCGUCAAGCCCCAGGAGAAGCCCGUCAAACUGUACGCCUGUGAGGCCGGCUGCGUCAACGAGCCUGUCGAGCUCACCUCCGAGACCAAAGGCCACACCUUCCCCGUGAUGGUGACCCAGCCAAUCACGGCCCUGCUCUAUAUCUCCACCGACCUGACGCACCUGCAGGACCUGAGGCACACGCUGCACGUUAAGGCCAUCCUGGCACACGAGGACCACAUGGCCCAGCAGUACCCUGGGCUGCCCUUCCUCUUCUGGUUCAGCGUGGCUUCGCUCAUCACUCUUUUUCACCUCUUUCUGUUCAAACUCAUCUACAACGAGUACUGUGGGCCCGGAGCUAAGCCCCUCUUCAGAAGCAAGGGUGAUCCCGGUGUCUGACAGCCAUCGGAUGCCCCCUUGCACAGGGAUCCCCCCCCACAUUGGCAGUUCAGCUGCAGGUCGGAGUUUAAGCUGAAGGUUCAGUCACUGCGUUCUUUCCGCUGUCCUGUCCUCUGUUCAUCGUUUUUACCUGGCAUUUCACCUCAGGGUGCCCUGUGCUCCAAGGCCGUCAUAACCCAGUUCUGGAUAAACUGGUAUGGAAAAUGGAUGAGUGCAGUGAUUUUUCUCUUGUCAAAUAUUGACUGAAGUUACAGAAUUCAAUGAUUUCUCUGCAAUGGCCAACUGAUACACUGUGUCUAUGUGUGUUGUUUUUGUCUGUGUGAUGUUUGGAAAUGUCUUUUAUUAUUAAUACUUUUAAUUGUUAUUUUUCUGGUUGGGCAAGCGCACAUGGGCGGUGGUGGCUUGAUGGUUAGGGUAGCGCACUUGUAAUUGAAAGAUUGCAGGUUUGAGUCCCCCACCAGCAAGUCACCACUGAGGUACCCUGAGCAAGGUACCGUCCCCAAGCA
This is a messenger RNA of Paramormyrops kingsleyae, 2953 nucleotides long. Its product is annotated as KIAA2013 ortholog. The record is from RefSeq and is a predicted model, not a curated record. NCBI's taxonomy places the organism in Eukaryota, Metazoa, Chordata, Actinopteri, Osteoglossiformes, Mormyridae.